AUGUCAAGUGUUAAUGGCACAACACCCUGCCGUUUCAAAUGGGAGAUUCCUCACGUCGAGCGCGAAACGAGAGCUUAUCAACUACUUGAGGGUUCAGGGCUGUCGGCGCGAUUCCUCGGUCAUAUCUAUGAGAAUGGAUGCAUUAUGGGGUUUCUAUUGGAGAAAAUAGAAGGGCGCGCUGACUCCAUCCAGGAUUUGAAGACCUGUGAAACGGCUUUGGAGAGACUCCAUGGAUUGGGAAUUUUUCAUGGGGACGCGAACCGUUCUAACUUUCUUGUUACGGGGGAGAGGGUCAAACUUCUUGACUUUGAACAUUUCCAGGAGGAUGGUAGCCCGGGAUCAAUGCGGAAGGAGCUAGAGAGUGUUCGUGUGGAAUUGAUGGAAGAUUCAGGGCGUGGUGGGGGAUUUAUCAUCCAGGGUGAUGGCAAUUGA
Penicillium salamii is the source of this 432-nucleotide messenger RNA. The record is from the annotation of a GenBank genome assembly. NCBI's taxonomy places the organism in Eukaryota, Fungi, Ascomycota, Eurotiomycetes, Eurotiales, Aspergillaceae.